Austrofundulus limnaeus is the source of this 5486-nucleotide messenger RNA. RefSeq names its product nischarin (gene nisch). The record is from RefSeq and is a predicted model, not a curated record. Gene Ontology annotation, molecular function: integrin binding; phosphatidylinositol binding. Gene Ontology annotation, cellular component: cytoplasm. Lineage: Eukaryota; Metazoa; Chordata; Actinopteri; Cyprinodontiformes; Rivulidae.
CCGCUGCAUCAUAACAAACAUGGCGGCGGGACGCUGGGCAGAGCAGCGGACAUCCUGUGACACUGGUUUUACUGCAGAUUAGGUUUUAUUUGAACGUUGUAAGCAAAUUUAAUAGUUCUUCUCUGAAGAUGGAGCCCGUCCCGUUUCCAGAGAAGGUUCUGGAGAGGAAAGUGUGUGUGGUCGGUUCGGAACUGGUGGAGAACUACACGGUUUACAUCAUCGACGUGACGGAUGGACGGCACCGAUGGACCGUGAAGCACCGCUACAGCGACUUCUACGACCUCCAUGAGAAGCUGACGGCAGAGAAGAAGGUCGACCGCCUGCUGCUUCCUCCUAAGAAGAUUUUGGGUAAAAACUCGAAGAGCUUGGUGGAGCGGCGACAGAAAGAGCUGGAGCUUUACUUACAAACGCUGCUACAGCAGUUUCCAGAGGCCACGCCCACUCCGCUGGCCUGCUUCCUGAACUUUCAUCUUUAUGAGAUUAACGGCAUCACCGCAGCGCUGGCCGAGGAGCUGUUCCAUAAAGGGGAGCAGCUGCUGCAGGAGGGAGAAGUGUUUUCUCUGCGUCCUCUGCAGCUUUACUCCGUCUCCCAGCAGCUCCGACAGGCCACGCCCACCUGCUUCACCGGAGACGCCAAAACGGACCUGGGACACAUCCUGGACUUCACCUGCAGGCUGCGCUACCUCAAGAUUUCUGGAACCAGAGGUCCAGUAGGAACCAGUAACAUCCAGGAGAGCAGCCUCCCCUUCGAUCUCUCUAUUUUCAAAUCCCUGCUGCACGUCGAGAUCAGCGACUGCAGCUCUCAGCAGAUCCAGGGUCUGCCGUCUCUGAGGUCCAGCCUGGAGACGAUGAGCGUUCACCGCUGCACAGAAUCCAUGACGACGGUCCUGGUGCCCGAGGCCAGCGAGUUCUCUCAGUGGGAGCCCGAGGGGGCGGAGUCCGGCUGCCCCGUCACCGCCGUCAUCCCCGUGUGGAGGAACCUGACAACGCUGGACCUGAGCCACAACUGCAUCAGCAGCAUCGACGGCUCGGUGAAACUGAUCCGUAAGGUGGAGUUUUUAGAUCUGAGCUACAACCAGCUGUCCUCCGUGGACAACCUGCAGCACCUGUACAACCUGGUCCACGUGGAUCUGUCCUACAACAGCCUCCGGGUCCUGGAAGCUGCUCACACUCGCUUGGGGAACAUUAAAACCCUGAGCCUGGCUGGGAACCAGCUGGAGAGACUGAACGGCCUCUCCAAGCUCUACUCUCUGGUCAACCUGGACCUCAGCCACAACCAGCUGGCCCAGUUGGAGGAAAUCAGGAACAUCGGGGCUCUGCCCUGUUUGGAGAAACUCAACCUGUCCAGUAACCCCAUGUGCAUCAUCCCCGACUACAGAACCAAAGUUCUGGCCCAGUUUGGAGACCGAGCAGCAGAGGUUUGUCUGGACUGUAGUUUGACGACGGAGAAGGAGCUGGACACGGUGGAAGUCCUGAAAGCCAUUCAGAAAGCCAAAGAAGCCAAAGACCGAAUGAGCAGCGGCGACAGGAAGAUCAGUGAGGAGAUCAGACCUGCUGCUGCUGCUGCUGCGCCUCCUUCCUCCUCUUCCUCCUGCUGCUCCUCUGCUGUCGCCUCCUCUUCCUCCUCGGCCCAGCGGGCUGCCUGCCCCAGCCAAGAAGUAACGAGCAGAGAAGACGUCCCCCCCGCUGCGCUCCCUCCUGCAGACGCUGCCCCGCCCCCUCAGGUAAAUCUACCUGUGGUCAGUUUGUCUGGACAAUCACUCUGCACCCAGUCAGACUCCUCUUCCUCCUCUUCCUCAGCGGUCUGUUGCAUCUGCUCCUCUUCCUCCUCCUCCAGGCCUCCAGAAGCUCCUUGCUCCUCCUGCAGCGCCACCUGGUGCCCUCUGCUUCCUGCUCACCUGUCCUCCUUCACCUCCUCCAGCAAAGACUUCAUGACCCAGCUCUCCCAGCGUCUCAGCUUGGCUGUGAAGGAGGAGAUGGUGGACGAAGAGGAGGAGGACGAGGAGGAGAGGAGGUCUGACUCCAGGGAGUCCCAGUCUCAGGUGGACGUGGGCGGUCUCAGUUCGGGCUCCAGGGACGGCUACUUUGAGAUGGGUCUGGAUGACUCGGGGGAGGAGCCUAUUUGCUCCUCCCCCUUGUCGCUCCCCGCUCCUGUUCCUGAGAAGGACGACGGCCGACUCGAGGAGUUGUGCGAGAAGGAGGCGGAGCUUGUAAUCCGCAGGGUUUUGUGGUGCUGCUGCGUCCGGGUCGAGGAGGAGGAGGUGCAGCAGAAGGAGGCGUGUCUGGUGCUGACGGACCAGCUGCUGGGCCUGCUGUCACCUGACUCCCUGUCGACCAAUCAGGAGCAAGGUGACCAGAACCAGAGUCCAGCUGCAGAGGAGGUUCUGAUGGGCCUGCAGGUGGACCUCCUGGUGCCGUACUCCCGGCUCAUGUUGUCCUCCUGUUCCGAGCUGCCGGACUCCUGUCUGUCCUUUGGCGUCGAGGCCAGUCCCACCCGCUGGUACGUCUUCUCUGAGGCCGAGGAGCUGAGCCGGACCAGAACCGAGCUGAAGACCCUGCUGCAGACCUCAGAGUCUCAGAGAGGCCCGGACCCCCCCGUUCCUCCUCAGCUCCUCCCCCCCUCACUCAUCAACUCCUGGGAGCUGGAGGAGAGUCAGGGAGCCCAGGGAGGCUACCCCGCCCACAUCCUCUGCUCCUCCUCCUCCUCCUCAGACACGCCCCCCUUCCUCUCAGACAUCACCUCUGAGGAGCCCCGCCUCCUCUCACUCCUCUUCCUCACCUGCAGACACCUGUGGGUUCUGAGGAUGGACCUCAGAGAGCUGGUCCAGCAGGAGGCCAGCGGUCUUCAUCAGUCCUCCUCUUCAUCCUGCUGCAGGCUGGUCCGGGUGCCCCUGGGUUCUGUGGUUCUGGACCCCAGAGAGGGAGCCAGAACCGGACAGGCGUCCUGUCCCGACCCACAACACAGACACAGAAGUGGUCAUUCUGUGGAUCUGCUCCUCGGGGGUCAGAGGCUCCUCCUGCUCUUCCCUCUGGCCCAGAACAGGAGCUCCUUCCUGGGUGACCUGAUCCAGAGGAGAGCCUCUCUGGAGGGGCUGAAGAUGGUGGCCCUGCCCCGACCCUGCAGCUCCUGUCCACACCACGGACCAGGUGGGCUCCGGUCCAGAGGUCACUGCUGCUGCGUCUGUGACGCGACGCCCCUCAGCUCCAGCAGCUGGGACUCCUCCAGACUCCAGGCUGAGGACAACCAGCCGUCCUCUCACCUCGUCCCAGGUCUGUCCCCAGGACUGAAGCUCCUGGCUGGUCUCAGUCUCCAGCAGCUGCAGUCCUGCUUCCUCAGAUAUAUAACACAAUCAGAGACGGAGGAGCUGAGACACGUCCUGUGGCUCUCUGUGGUCCUCUACAAGUCUCCAGAGACAGAACUCACCUGCUGUCUGAUGCUGUCCAACGAGUCCCUCUACUUCCUGUUGGAGGACUCUGCCGCCGCGCUGAGUCAUCAGUCAGGUAAGAUGCAGAACUACGAGCUGAUCCACAGCAGCAAGGUGAAGUUCAUUUAUCCCAGUGAGGAGGAGAUGGGAGACCUGACCUUCAUCGUGGCAGAGAGGAAGACUUCAGCUGCUUCAUCCUCCUCAUCCUCAUCUUCAUCCUCGUGCUCCUUUAACAUCCUGCUGUACCUGCUGGUGUUCCAGGUGCAGACCCCCAGCCACAGUUCUGUUCCAUCCUCUGGUUCUGGUUUGUCUCCGGUCCUUCAGCCCCGGACUCUGAUCCUGACCAGCACCGACAUGUUCCUGCUGGACGAGGACUACGUCAGCUACCCGCUGCCGGACUUCGCCAAGGAGCCUCCGUCCAGGGAGCGGUACCAGCUCCGCGAGGCUCGGCGCAUCCGGGACCUGGACCGGGUCCUGCUGGGGUACCAGACCUACCCUCAGGCCCUGACGCUGGUGUUUGACGACCUGCCGGGCCCGGACCUGCUCUGCCACCUCACCAUGGACCACUUCGCCCCCAGCGGGGAGGAGGCGCGGCCCAGAGGGGGCGUGGCCAGCGGCGGCGCGGAGGCCGAGGUGCAGUGGUGCGUUUUCGUCCCGGGGGCCGACAGCAGGGAGAGGCUGAUCUCGCUCCUCGCCCGGCAGUGGGAGGCGCUCUGCAGCCGGGAGCUUCCUGUGGAGCUCACCGGCUGAUUGGCCCACGAGGAAAGGGGCGGAGCCUAUGAGUUUCAAACUCAGCGUGGUAUUUUAGUUUGUUUUUCACAAAAAUCACCCCUAAAAUGAAAAAAAGGAGGCGCGGCUCUGUGGACAAGUCGGUUUAAAACAAGAAUAAAAACAUUAAAAUGAUUCCACCUGUAAACAUAAACACCUGACAGGAAGUAAGCUUCUGUUGGGCGGAGCCAAAGAAACCUGUGGAGUUUGGUUCGGAGUGUUGGUGCUGUCUAUGUACUGGAACGCUUCAGGGUUCGCAUAAAAAAGACUAAAACUAAAUGAACAAAAAGUCUGUGGAUCAAAGGGUUUUAUCACCUGCCCCCACUCUCUGUUAGCAAAAUAUCAUGAACUCUGAAGGUCAGCCUGGUUCAAGAUGGACGCCGCAGCUGAUCAGACACCUGAAACUCAGUAAAUUUUUUAAAUAUGAAGAUAAAACGUGGUGUGGUAGUAGCUGAGAGUAGUACUGACGGCGGGUAUAUCACUUUAAUCUUUUUCUUUGUGCAAUAAUAAAACCAGGUGAGAUGUUUGAGAAGUGUUUUUAAAAGAUUAUUUAUUAUUUCUGUUCACACAUUUGAACUGAAACGCUGUGAUUCUCACGACAAACGUCUCGGUUUGAGAUGUUCCGUCGAGCCAGAGGUCGAGGGUAAAAUUCCCAGAUUAUUUCUGCUUUGAAACACCUGAGUGAGUGAACGAAGGAUGUGUUUCUUCAGAACCUGAAGACCUAAGAACUAAAACAUGCAGGAUCAGGGGGGUCUCCAGGACUGGACUCCUCAGCUUUAAGGCAGAAAUCUGAAGAUUUUUAAAUGAUAGUUUUAUUGUUGAGCAGCAGGGGGCGCUGCAGCAGGUCUUCAUUUAUUUAAUACAACCUUUAAAAAACAAAUAUUCUGUUUUAUUUGUCAGAUUACAGCAUUUCUGUUUGUUUAGCUGAGCUUAGCAUAACUUUAAAAACCUCUUAAUUUUACUCCAAAGCUGCUUUUUUUAAACUUAUUUUUGCUUUAAAACCAAAAGUUUCUUGUGUUGAUCAGUUUUCACUCCGACUCUGAAAACAAUUUUUUUUAAAAUAAAUCAGCAGCUUUCUGAGCGUCUCGUUAUAAGACAUUUUUAAUAAACUGUAUUUGGAGCAUUUUAUUAUUAAAUAAAUGUCACUGGUUUUUGUACUGAGCAUAUUUCCUACAUGAAAGCUGUUUUUUUAUUAUUAUUGUGAUGAUUUAAUGUUUUCUAACCGUGGAGUAAUACACUGCUCCGUCGUGUAAAAAGAGGAAAACCACUGAAUUAAAGUGAAACUGAAACUUU